Molecule: messenger RNA, 768 nt
Organism: Acanthosepion pharaonis
Lineage: Eukaryota; Metazoa; Mollusca; Cephalopoda; Sepiida; Sepiidae
Source: the annotation of a GenBank genome assembly
AUGCGUGCUUCUAUCUUCCUUUCUGAUAUCCCCGUUGUGCUGAGGAAUAAGAAUGGGACGAGAGCUGCCAAGCUUCGUGCUAUUGAUUUUGCCGAGCGUCAUGGUUAUAUCAAGGGUGUUGUCAGGGAUAUCAUCCAUGACCCUGGUCGUGGAGCUCCUCUGGCUCGAGUGAGCUUCAGAGAUCCUUAUCGCUACAAGCGUAAGACUGAAACUUUUGUAUGUGCCGAAGGCUUGUACACAGGCCAGUUCCUAUAUUGUGGCAAGAAAGCUACACUCCAGGUUGGCAACAUCCUUCCCUUGGGUGCUAUGCCUGAAGGUACCAUUAUCUGCAGUGUUGAGGAAAAAACUGGUGAUCGUGGUAAGCUGGCUCGUGCAUCAGGCAAUUAUGCCACUGUUAUUUCUCACAAUCUAGAGACAAGAAAGACCAGAAUCAAGCUGCCCUCUGGUGCCAAGAAGAUUGUUUCUUCAAGCAAUCGUGCCAUGAUUGGUAUCAUUGCUGGUGGUGGGCGUAUGGAUAAACCUCUGUUGAAGGCUGGACGUGCUUACUACAAAUACAAAGCAAAGAAGAACUGUUGGCCCAAAGUUAGAGGUGUGGCUAUGAAUCCUGUAGAGCAUCCUCAUGGUGGUGGUAACCAUCAGCAUAUUGGUAAAGCCUCUACAGUUAGAAGGGACACAUCAGCUGGUAGAAAGGUUGGUCUUAUUGCUGCUCGUCGUACUGGUCGUCUCAGAGGCUCCAAACAAACAACUGGCAAAGCUGAAAAGGAAUAA